Messenger RNA from Capronia epimyces CBS 606.96, 3618 nucleotides. RefSeq lists its product as uncharacterized. Gene Ontology annotation, molecular function: RNA helicase activity; ATP binding; hydrolase activity, acting on acid anhydrides. The record is from RefSeq and is a predicted model, not a curated record. The transcript is spliced from 4 exons. Gene Ontology annotation, biological process: mitochondrial RNA 3'-end processing; RNA catabolic process. Gene Ontology annotation, cellular component: mitochondrial degradosome. The coding region runs from base 1 to 3618 and encodes 1205 amino acids. NCBI's taxonomy places the organism in Eukaryota, Fungi, Ascomycota, Eurotiomycetes, Chaetothyriales, Herpotrichiellaceae.
AUGCUGGAAGCAUGUGAGUUUCCAGUCGUCGCUGAGGCCAAAGACUGCGCCAACGCCCCUGUCGUCCCGGCGGCGGAUGCGUCGAGCGCCGGUCGAUGGAUAGCGAUCAGCCACGUGUGGGCACAUGGGUUGGGAAACCCGGAGGCCAAUGCCAUUCUCAGGUGCAGGUACAACUGGCUCAUGUCGCAAGCACAUCGCAUAUCAAGCGCAGCGGACUAUCCCAUAUGGCUGGACACACUCUGUGUUCCUGUAGGUGAGCGGUACAUUAAGCACCGGGAGAUGGCAAUCAACCAGAUGCGUCGAGUGUACGAAGAUGCGGCGUUCGUGCUCGUCUUAGACAGCAGGCUGCUGUCCAUCAGUGGUGUCAAUAUUGUCACCUGCCAGCUCGAAUUGCUGAUGUGCGAUUGGAUGCAAAGGCUCUGGACGUUGCAGGAAGGUGCUCUUCCAAUGCCCGAGAAAGUCGUUGUUGCAUUCAAAGAUUGUUUGCUGACGCUCGAACAACUCACAACUUGCCAGCAUCUUCGAGAGUACACCCGCAUCAAUCUAGAAGCACGACUCGCCGAGGCCCUUCAGCGGGAAUUCCAGUUUCAGGACCUGGUCGUUCAGAAGGAGUCGGAGGACAAGCGACGGGAUGCCAACGAAAGCCGUAUGAUGGCCCUUGUUCAAUCGAUGAGCCAUCGCAGUACCAGCCAGUUAAGAGACGAGGCCAUAGUCUUCGCCAACCUGUUGGGCUUCCAUUUUGGGCUGCGCUCACACAUGCCAACCAUGGAAACUAUCUAUAACUCAUUGACUGCACUUCCAGGUGAAAUCAUCUUCAGGCCCGGCUCGCGUUCUCCAAUUCCACACUUACGCAGUUUGCCUUCAUCAUUCCUAGCACAGAACCAGGAUCGCAUGAUCGAGGCUGCAGGGUCAACAGAAAGCAAACGCACUCGAUGGGCUCGUGUGACAGACCAUGGUGUUGUUCUGAAAAGGCCCAGCCUAAAAUUGCAAGUCCCUCAACAGAUAACCCUCGAAAAUCAGAUCAUUGUCAUGUGCGAGGGUCACUCGCUAUGCGUAGUACCCACCUCGAAGACACUCCAUGAACCUGGUUCAUCCCUUCCGGUCACAGAUAUCAUGAUAAAUCGGUUGGUGUACCUUAGGGUUCCGCAAGCGCAGAAUCAAGACUUUGACGCCGUUCUGGUGAAUAUCCACGGAAAUCAUGACGAGGAGCUUGAUGCGAGAUUUAUUGGCACCGCAGUCAUGAAGCGAGUCGUUGGCGAAGGAGCAAACCCGUCAUCGCCUUUGUCUCUCCUGCUCUCCGUCAUCACCAUUGCCUUCGUCCGCCGUGGCAUGCUGGCCAUCUCGGCACGACGAGGCCAAUGCCUUUGCUGUUCGUUUCGAGCCCAGCUUGCGGCCCUCUCAAGGCAACUCCAAGAAGGAAGACGCGACUACACUAGCACUACUCCUCUAUGGCGGGAACCAUUGAAUUCAGUGCGCCGCAGGAGCGAGCCGUCCAGGCAUGCGAAAUCAUCGGCGACCCCGAAUCGAAGACCUGGCAGGCUAUCGAUCAGGCUAUUCCCGGAAGCCAUCUCAAAUCGAGUCCGCGUUUGUCUAGAAAGUCUCAAGAAGCGCCUUGCGUCUACGAAAGCUGACAGCGACUCGCACUUGGACCAGCUCGCCGCCCUUGAUCCGGACCGGAUAUAUUGGGACGGUUUUAAAAGGAGGGUUGAAGGAAUCGUGGCUGGCUCCGAUGAAACCAAAACAGCCGAGGAUGACAGAUUGUUGGCAGAGAUCGGGCGCACCCAGAAUUCUCCUGAGUGGCGUGCCGAGCUCGAAAGGGCCCUCCAUUACGGGUUCAUCGAUUUUGUCCUGCUGCAAAAAGCGCAACGAGAUUCGGGAGACAUGUCGGUCAGGCCGGAUCUGCGGUACCCGACUGAAUGGUACACUGCUGCUCGUCAGAUUCAGAGGGAUGUCCACCUUCAUAUCGGCCCGACGAAUUCGGGAAAGACAUAUAAUGCACUCAAGAGACUUGAGGAGAGUGGUUCUGGGUUUUACGCCGGGCCACUGAGACUGCUCGCGCACGAGGUUUUUUCGAGGUUCAAGGCGAAAGGGCUGUCGUGCGAUCUGGUGACCGGAGACGAUGUCCGGAUUGAUGAUGAUCCCAACGUCACGCUGUCAGCCUCGACUGUGGAAAUGGUCGAUGUCACCACGCCGGUUGAGGUGGCGGUCAUUGAUGAAGUCCAAAUGAUGGCCUCGGAAGACCGUGGAUGGGCGUGGACUCGAGCGUUCCUCGGUGCGAACGCUAAAGAAGUCCAUCUUUGUGGAGAAGCCCGCGUCCUUCCAUUAAUCCGCGAACUGACCGCUUCGACCGGCGAUAGCUUACAUGUACACGAGUACAAGCGCCUGAAUCCGUUGAAGGUGAUGUCGAAGAGUUUGGGGGGGAACCUCAAAAACCUUCGAAAGGGCGACUGCAUCGUAACAUUUUCCGUCUUCAGCUUGCACGCCAUGAAAAAACAAAUCGAACUGGACACGGGCCGUCGAUGUGCCAUUGUGUAUGGAAGCCUGCCUCCAGAGACUCGGGCACAGCAAGCUGCACUAUUCAACGACCCUGACAACGACUAUGACUUUUUAGUUGCCAGCGAUGCUAUCGGAAUGGGGUUGAACUUAAGCGUUAAGCGAAUCAUCUUCCAUGGAGUUGUGAAAUACAACGGUUCCUACACGGAACAGCUGACCGUUCCCCAAAUCAAACAAAUUGGUGGCCGAGCAGGAAGAUACCGAAGCUCACAUCAAGCCAUGAACAAUUCUGAGAAGUCCGAUAGCUCCACAGAAGUCAACGUGGGUCUCGUCACCACCCUGAACGACGAGGAUCUCCCUAUCGUCCGAGAUGCCAUGAGCGCCGAGGAUCCUCCGAUCAGACUCGCAGGUCUUCUACCUCCUGGAGACUUCAUGGAGGAUAUGGCAACCAGAUUGCCCAAGGGAAUUCCAUUUGAGUAUAUUCUGAGGCGCCUUUGUCAAUCAGCGUCUAUCCAUCGUCGAUUCAAACUAUGCAAUAUCCGCGACCAGAGUCGAAUUGCCCACAUCAUUGAACCCGUUCGAGGGCUGACGAUUGCUCAACGAAUUGUGUUGACAGCUGCCCCGGGCUACAGCUCGUCGCAUGACGUGACUAUGGCAAUGAAAGUUCUAGCUCAAAUCAUAGCCGAACAAAGGCAGGUGACGGUCGUCGACAUUGCGGAAAUCAACCUGGAAGUACUUGAGAAGCCCAUCUCGGGGGACCGAGAAUAUUUGCAGAGUUUGGAGGAUCUCCACAAAACCCUGAUCCUGUUCCUUUGGCUAAGUUACCGAUUUAUUGGGACGUUCAAGGACAGAGACAUGGCCAUGUAUGCCAAAGAGAUGGUCGAGGACCGAAUCAACACAUGUCUGCGCGAAUUUUCGGCAAAUCCGGAACUUCGCAAGCGUGUACUCGCGUACAAGAAGAGAAUGGACUUUUCCAAGAUCCCGACUCACGGAGCUGUCGCCACGAACCUCGAUUUCCCAGGCAAUCAAGAUUCAGCCCUGCCGCUGGAAUGGACUCGCGGACCCGAGGAAGCUGGAUUUGAAGAGGCUCAAUCUGCACAGGCUUCCGUCACGGCACACGCAUAG